Molecule: messenger RNA, 1521 nt
Organism: Pseudocercospora fijiensis CIRAD86
Lineage: Eukaryota; Fungi; Ascomycota; Dothideomycetes; Mycosphaerellales; Mycosphaerellaceae
Exons: 2
Biological process (GO): rRNA base methylation
Cellular component (GO): nucleolus
Molecular function (GO): methyltransferase activity
Source: RefSeq, a predicted model, not a curated record
AUGUCACUCUAUCAUGAGGCCGCCGAGAUCCUCAAUACCGCGAACAAGAGCGGAGGAUCGCUGAAGUCUCUGGUGUUCGGCAAGAAGAGCUGGAAGAGCGACCCGAAAGCACUUUUCGCACUCACGGCUGAGACUGCCAAAUGGAGCGACAUUUUAUCCGACGUGCUGGAGAAGAGCGGCGUGCUCAAGGCGGAGAAGACACUGACGCCGACACUGGCCCUUCUGCUCGUCCACGACCUUUUCUUGAGCAAGAAAGGCAUCGCCCUGCCGCCAUCUCAUGGCCUCCAUUCAGCCACCAGCCGUCACAAAGUGCGCCUUUCUGCCGAGUUGACGAAAGCAAGACUGCGACGUGGAUUCAGCACUCUAGACGGCCUGCGAAAACAUGUUGAUGCUCAAGCGGCCCGUGGACAGCGGCAUGGCAGUGAUGGUGGACCUCCUGCUCGCCACCCUCGAUGGAUGCGGAUCAAUACUCUGAAGACGACUCUACACGACGAGCUCAACCACGGCACUUUUUCAAACUACACACAAGUCGCAACAUUGCAAGAAAUCAUCCAAGCACAUCCCGAACUGCGGGCAGUCCAUAUCGACAAGCACAUCCCAAAUCUUCUGGCCGUCGCAAGUCCGGAUGAUCCGACAACGUUCAAGGCGUACAGGACUGGAAAACUCAUCUUGCAGGAGAAGGCUUCCUGCUUUCCGGCAUGUCUGCUCGACCCGAGGCCUGGUGACAGCAAAGCCAUCGAUGCAUGUGCGGCACCUGGAAACAAGACCACACAUCUGGCUGCCAUCUUGGGAGAGAACAGUCGCGUCAUUGCAUGUGAGAAGGAUGCCGAGCGGUCAAAGACGCUGGCCAAAAUGGUUCAACUGGCUGGAGCAGAUGGUAUCGUCGAUGUGAAGGCAAAGCAGAACUUCACCACCCUUGAUCCGAAUUCUGCAGAGUGUGCUGAUGUGACUGACCUUCUCCUGGAUCCCAGCUGCUCGGGAAGCGGCAUUUUUGGAAGAGAUGAAGCUUCAAUCACAGUCCACUUGCCAUCUGCUGCGAAUGACGAAGCUGCUCCUAAAGGCAAGAAGCGAAAACGCGGAAGCGAGCGGAAAGCUGAAGCAAACCCCCACGAACAAGAUGCCAUCGUGGAGGAGACAGUUGACGAGGACCCCGUCGACGCAGCGAAACUCAAAGACCGUCUCCGAAACCUCUCAGCCUUCCAACUCCGUAUCGUGCAACACGCAAUGUCCUUCCCAUCAGCCCGACGCAUCACAUACUCCACAUGCUCCCUGCACGCCGAAGAAAACGAGCACGUCGUCAUCAACGCCCUCCUCUCCGACAUCGCAGCAGCGCAAGGCUGGAAGGUUUUGAAGCGCGAGCAGCAAGUGGAAGGCAUGCGGAAAUGGCACAAGAGAGGUUGUGAGGAUUUUUGUGAUGUUGAUGUGAAGACUGUGGCGGAAGCUUGUAUUCGGUGUGAGAAGGGGGGAGAGGAUGGGACGAUGGGGUUUUUUGUUGUGGGGUUUGUGAGGAAUGGUGAGGGG